This is a messenger RNA of Panicum virgatum (switchgrass), 1170 nucleotides long. RefSeq names its product SNF1-related protein kinase regulatory subunit beta-1-like. Gene Ontology annotation, molecular function: protein binding. Bases 134 to 1036 code for a protein of 300 amino acids. The record is from RefSeq and is a predicted model, not a curated record. Lineage: Eukaryota; Viridiplantae; Streptophyta; Magnoliopsida; Poales; Poaceae. The transcript is spliced from 4 exons.
AGAAGAGCCCCGCAGCCCCAGGCCCUCUCUUCUUCUUCCUCCCCCCCUUCCCAGCGGCACCAGGCCCCCGCCCCGGUGGCAUCUCCGUAAUUUCGCCGUCUCUUCGCCGCCGCGGGGGGUGGGAGGAGGAGGCAUGGGCAACGCCAGCGGCCGCGAGGAGGACGUCGCGGCCGUGGACGGCGACGGCGCCGACGUGGAGGACGGCGGCGGGGACUCGUCGGUCCGCUCGUCGGAGCGCGGCUUCCCGCCGUACGGCAGCGGGGGAGCAAACCACGUGCGGCGCGCGUGCUCGGUGAGCGUCGUCGGUGGCGGAGGCGGCGCCGGUUCGCCGCCCGGGAGCCCCGGCCGCUCGCUCUCUCCGCGGAUGUUCGUGCCCCAGACCCCUGUGCCUCCACUGCAAAGAGCUGCUGAUGUAACCCCAUUAUUCAACCAGAUAUUGAUGAAUGAACAAGAAGAAUAUGAUGGUCCCCCUCCAAAGGAAAUUCAUGCUUUAAUUGUGUGGACCCUUGGAGGGAAGAAUGUAUAUGUUGAAGGAUCAUGGGAUAACUGGAAAUCAAGAAAGGCCAUGCAAAAAUCUGGGAAAGACCACUCUCUUCUGCUGGUACUCCCAUCUGGAGUUUACCGAUACAGAUUUGUUGUAGAUGGAGAAAGGAGAUGUCUUCCUGAUCUUCCCUGUGAAACUGAUGCAAUGGGCAACGCGGUUAACCUUCUUGAUGUUAAUGACUUUGUUCCUGAAAGUGUCGAGAGUGUGACAGAAUUUGAGCCGCCCCCGUCUCCAGACUCCAGCUAUAGUUUCCAGGCACCUGAGGACAAGGACUUUGCUAAGGAGCCUCCUGCUCUUCCGUCCCAGCUCCAUCUCGGUGUUCUUAACUCACAGAACUCGGAAGAAAAUUGCGCGCGGCCGCAGCACAUAGUCCUCAACCACCUCUUCAUCGAGAAGGGCUGGGGCGCCCACCCGCUGGUGGCGCUCGGUCUAACCCACAGGUUCGAGUCUAAAUAUGUAACUGUCGUCCUGUAUAAGCCCAUCGAACGAUAGCAAAAGUAGCCCGCACAUGAAGAGUGAAAGUUAAUGCUUGACAACUCACUGCGAGAGCAGCGAUGAACAACGCAGAGGGUACAUGCUUGUAAAAGCGGUUGAGGCUGAGGAGUAUUUUUUCCGUGCCUUUGACA